Messenger RNA from Colossoma macropomum (tambaqui), 3731 nucleotides. RefSeq names its product RAS and EF-hand domain containing (gene rasef). NCBI's taxonomy places the organism in Eukaryota, Metazoa, Chordata, Actinopteri, Characiformes, Serrasalmidae. Gene Ontology annotation, molecular function: calcium ion binding; GTP binding; GTPase activity. The record is from RefSeq and is a predicted model, not a curated record. Bases 244 to 2367 code for a protein of 707 amino acids. The transcript has 17 exons.
GUUCAAGAGUUGGUGUGCAGCAGAGCUGCUGGCUAAGCUAAAGUGACAGCCACCUCACCACCUCGAGAGAAAAAAAACACCUGUCAAAAGUGUCGAAAAAGGAGAAUAAAAGUACAAGGUUUCCUCAGAAACUGGCGCUGACUGCGACAGGAUAUAUUUUUAUGGUGUGCUUUUGGGACAAAAGUCAUGUUUCAGUUGUCUUUUUAACCGUUAAAUGGGAUAUUUCCUCCGUGUUUUCAGUGGAUGGAGUCAGAUGGUCAAACCCAACAGAGCCUCGACUCGCUCUUCAGGUCGUGUGAUGCUGAUAAUUCGGGACGGAUUGAAAAGGGUGAGUUUUUCAGACUCUGUUCAGAGCUACACGUCCGCUCAGAGGACGCCGACGCGAUUUUCAGCAAACUGGACACAGACGAGGACGGCGCGAUAAACCUGGAUGAAUUCGUUAAGGGCUUCCAGGCGGCGGCGAGCUUCAUGAGGCAAGAAGAACAAAUGGGGGAGCGAGGCAAGGGCGCAGAAGCCUUCUCUCUGGCCUGGGAGGACUUCAGAUCCAGGCUCGGGGAGCAGGAGAAGUACAUUCCCCGUAUUGACCAGGUGUCGACUCUGUACCAGAACAUCAGUCUGACUGAGGCCAGGAUCAUUCCUCAGUAUGAGAGAGUUGUACUCAACUUCAUCAGAGAGAUUAAGCUGCAGAACACAGAGAUGGAGCACCUGGCACUGGCUGUAAAAAGGGCUCAGGACCAGGCUGCCAUUCAGCUGAGCGAGAUGGAAGAGGAGAUGGACCAACGCAUACACACGACAGAGAGAAACACACGCAUGCAGGAGUCUAAGAAGGCAGAGGCAGCACUGAGCAAUAUGAAACAUCACUAUGAAACUCAGCUGGCGGAGUUGCAGCAAAAGAUUCGCAUCUUGCAGAUGAGUGAAGACCAGAACAAGUACACCAGUCUCAAAGAGGAGAAUGAAAUGCUGAAGCGAAAGAAUAAUGAGCUCACACUGCAAAACCAAAAGCUGAAGCAGGAGCUGCUGGAGUCUCACACCAACAUAGCAUUUCUGCAGAGUGAGCUAGACUCUAUUAAGAGUGAUCUCACUGACCAGAGCAUCAAUUUUGAACGAGACGAAGCCCUCAUGAGGUGUUUUGCAGAGGAGAGGGACAACCUGGAGAGACAGAUUGAAAUGUUACAGUCAGCAAACAGGAAGCUUCAUGACAGCAAUGAUGGUUUACGCACAGCUCUAGAGAACAGCCAGACCAAAAACAAGGGGCAGCGAUUAUCUCCUGGAAGUACUUUGGCUAGGAGAAAGAGCUUGUGUGCUCCAUAUUUUGAAAAGUGCUGUAAUGUGUGUGGGGAUGACGACUACGAUCAGCUGCAGCUAAUGGAGUGUCUGCGCAUGCAAAGCAGUGACUCUUUGGCCCUGGCGCUGUGUGACCCCAUGCGCAUACUCAGCUGUGAGGUGGACAGUCUGCCUGAGAGCUGUGUGGACAGCGGCAUGUCCACUCUUCGCUCCAACAACGGCUACGACUCGGAGCACGAGAGCACAUACAAAAGCCCUGCUCGCCCAGUGGAUGCAGCCACCGCCUUGUCCGGAGACACGUCAGACACAGAGGUGCAAGAAGUACGGGAAGAGACGGUGUGUGGAUCAGACAGUGAGUCAGUUCAGAGUUGGACUCUAGUAAAGCCAGACAUCCCUGUGUCAGGAAAGAAAUGCCUUUCAGCCAUCUUCACUGAGAGAGAAAAAGAUGAGUUAGUGGAGAAGCCACAGGCGUCUGAUAAGACGUACAAGAUCGUGUUAGCAGGUGAUGCUGCCGUGGGCAAGUCCAGCUUCCUUCUGCGACUGUGCAAGAACGAGUUCAAGGGCACCACCAGCGCCACUCUCGGAGUUGAUUUUCAAAUGAAGACUCUUGUCGUGGAUGGAGUGCCAACAGUAUUACAGCUUUGGGAUACGGCAGGCCAGGAGAGGUUCAGAAGCAUUGCUAAAUCCUACUUCAGACGAGCUGAUGGGGUACUCCUGCUUUACGAUGUCACCUGUGAGAAGAGCUUUCUGAAUGUGCGCGAAUGGGUCGACAUCAUAGAGGAUGUUUCCCAGGAUGAUGUCCCCAUUAUGCUGGUGGGGAAUAAGACAGAUCUGCGGCAGCAGGCUCUUCAGGAUGGCAUUACCUGCAUCCCAACCAGCUACGGAGAGAAGUUAGCCAUGACCUACAGUUCGCUCUUCUGUGAGACAAGCGCAAAGGAUGGCUCAAACAUCGUUGAGGCUGUCCUCCAUUUAGCGAGAGAGGUGAACAAGCAUGCACACGAACACAAGGAACCAGCAUCAGUGGCCAAACUCUCUGGAAGUCACACCAAAAAGAUUUCCAGCCUAAACUGCUGUAUGGUGUAAUGUUUGUGCUCUUCAUCCAAAAAGACAGAAUGUAACCAGCGAGGCUCCUGCUGGUCUUGCUGAGCUUAUGGCAAAAGCAAAAUCAAAUAUGUGGUUGCUGAAUUGGCUGUUUGCAUUCGUUUUCUUCUGUUCCCUGUGUUUUCACUAGAGCCUGACUGGUAUAUAAAUAUAGAUUUUAACAAGCUAAAGGUUCUGAUAACUGACGAUUAUCAGUUUUAGAGUUAAACACUGCUUUACUGAUAUGAUUAUCAGUAGUCAACUGUGAAUUGUCUAUUGUCACAUUUCCUAAACCUAAACAGUAGAAAGUAAUAUUAAGUAAUAUGAAUAAUGUAGCGGUUACCAGUCAAUCUGCUGUCAGUCGACCUUAACAGCCAAACAAUAUAUCUGUUGGGUCUUGGUUCAGUUUUGUGUCCUAGCCCAAUAUUACAGUGCUGGAGUCUUGGGCUGUGUUGAGGCCUUAACACGUUUCUAUGCAUGUUUGAAUCGUCUACCUCCGCACAGCUUUGUGAUGCUCUGACUCAACAUAUUAACCUGAACUGGCUCCCUGUUUGACACAGUGCACCCUGCCAAGCGUGUUCAGUCUGUUCCCUCUCACUGUAAGCAGUGCGCUGUAUGGAGAGUAGGAGAGUGUUCUGCCUCAGUGGAAUAACAGUGGAGUCUUCGCUGAUGGUUCAGUCAGACAGGUAUACUAAGUAAAGACGCUUUAUGCUUUAAUUUUUUAUUAGGUUUUUUGUCGAGUGACGAGGGCCCUCCAGCAGAGUCGCUGGGGGUAAUUAUAAUGCAUUAUUACAGUCUAACUGAGCUACACUGUAUUUAAGUAUGAUAAUUAACUGUGACAGCAUUAUAUAAGAUGCUUGCUUGGAAUGUAUGUUCAGCAUUUUUAUUCUUUAUCCUUAUAUCCCAACUGAAAUUGUUCUGUAUUGUACAUACAGUCAGAGAUCAUCCUUUGUUUAUUGAUUUAUUUGAUUUCCAGUCAUAAUGGCCAUUAAGUGCAAGUUAAUAAUUUCACAGAGGCCUCAACAACUAAAUACAAUAACCAAAACUUUGUGUGUCCAUCUUUCCAUUCUUUUCAAGAGACUUGCUAACAGUUUUUCAAAGAAAACUGCAGGGAUAUUUUUCCACACCUUUAAAGUUCAGUCUUAGAAGUUGGUUGCAUUUUCUGCUUCUCACAAUCCGAAUGAUCCCAACAACAAAUUUAGAUUCAUCAGUCUAUAAAACCUCACUCCACAGUUGAAGGACAGACAGAAUCGCCUGUGGAUGUUUUCAGAUCUGAAGCAAGAGUGUAAUUCUCUGUUAAAUAUAUCGUUGCUGUCCAAAGAAAAAGAAGUAUCUCCAAAAUGGUAACUUUAAAGGACAGGGCAAAA